UCCGCUUUGCCUGGAUUGCAGAACAAGAUGAACGACAUCACAAGACGACUGGAAAGCAAACUGGGGCCUGAUACUUCCAAUCUCAAGAUGCGGUUUGGAUUGCACAGUGGUCCGGUGACUGCUGGGGUGCUACGAGGGGACAGGGCGCGCUUCCAGCUUUUUGGUGACACUGUCAACACUGCCUCUCUAUGGAAUCCACGGAGUGAAGAACAGAUCCAGGUUUCAGAGCCACUGCCUACUUCUCCGAAAGGCCACGAGGAUUGGUUGAUACCUCGAGAAGAUGAGGUCAACGCAAAAGGAAAAGGUGUCAUAAAGACUUACUGGCUUGUUCUCUAUUCAAAGCAAGGCUCCAGUCAAGGGGACGCUUCGGAGUGUCGGUCCUCUAGAAGCGUGAGCGGGUCCGAUGACUCCCCAUCUCCUGAUUUAUCUGACCCAGAGCGCACUAUUGACCAAAGCCUUGUCAACGCCCGUGGUACCUCCAAGACCAAGCAAAGAAAAGUAGCACCUUCCUACUUCCCACCACAAGGGCAGACAUGCAUUGCCUUUUCUUCUUUUCAUCCACCACAGCAUGCCUGCCAUGUUUGCAUGAGCGUCAAGAAGUUGCUGAACCGCAUUGUGUCAGUGUUAUCUGACGAUGAUGCUGACAACUCCACAAGCAAUCCAACUGCCAAGAAAGUUGCAAUGCAACAGCUGUACGACUUAACACAUGGUCUGAGUACAGACCCCAUGGCCGCAUUUGCGAUGACAUUUUCAGGCUUGAUCCAUGAUGUGGACCACCGUGGUGUCUCCAAUACGCAGCUUUCUGUAGAAGAACCUAGGCUGGCUUCAAAGUACAGCAACCAGAGCAUUGCUGAACAGAAUUCACUGGAUAUGGCAUGGGAUGUGUUGAUGGAGGACUGUUACUCUAAUCUUCGGCUCUGUCUUUUCACUAGCCAAGAUGAACUUGUACGAUUCCGUCAGCUCAUUGUGAACGUUGUGCUAGCUACCGACAUCUUUGAUAAGGAAUUGAACGACUUGCGCAAGAGACGAUGGGCGCAGGCCUUUUCUGGUGAGGCAGUUGUUGGCAAGAAUAGCGAUCAUGAGAGGGUUGGAGCUGCUGAAGAUAGUGACAGACGAGCCACGAUUGUUAUUGAGCACAUUAUCCAAGCUUCUGAUGUGUCUCACACAAUGCAGCACUGGCAUGUGUACCAGAAAUGGAACAAAUGCUUGUUCUUGGAGAUGACGGCAGCCUUCCAUGCUGGGCGUUUUGCCAAGAAUCCUGCUGAUUUUUGGUAUAAAGGUGAGAUUGGCUUCUUUGACAACUACAUCAUUCCUCUUGCAAAGAAGCUGGAAGACUGCGGUGUCUUUGGAGUCAGCAGUGAUGAGUACCUGAACUAUGCUCUCAAGAAUCGCGAAGAAUGGGCGGAGCGUGGAAGAGAUAUUGUUGCCAGCUGGGUUGCGGAAGAAAAUUCAUCAUCAUUGCAGCAUGUUCCAAGCAGUAUGUUGGUGGAUUCACGGGAAGUGCAACCAAAAAGUUUCAUUGGAGACGAAUCUGGGCUUGAGACCGGCAUCAGUAGUUGUGACGAAGAAGAGUCCUCGGGGUCCCCGAAAACGAUCCAGAAGGAACCAGUGUACAUUGACUGUUAG
This is a messenger RNA of Seminavis robusta, 1626 nucleotides long. The record is from the annotation of a GenBank genome assembly. Lineage: Eukaryota; Bacillariophyta; Bacillariophyceae; Naviculales; Naviculaceae.